ACCCAAAAUCAGUCACUUCCUUUAUAACCCGGAUGUGAGCACAUGAGCAAAGAAGCAGCAGCACACGUGAAAAUAUCUGCCAAAACAGACAUCUGACACAAGAUGGAUAUCAAAGAGGUCCCCGUGACCCAGACAGACAGCAAAGGUAAGAAAAAGAAGAACAAGAAGACAAAGAAGAAGACAGCAGAAGAUGCAGAGAGCAGCGGUGUCGAGCAGAAAGAGGAGAAGAUGGAGAAGAGCGAGUCAGCUGAAGCUGCCUUCCCCCCCACCUUCAGUGUGUCUGAAAUCAAGAACAAACAGCGGAGACACCUCAUGUUCAUGAAACUGAAGCAGGAGAAAAGAAAGCAAAAGAUGCAGCUCAAGAAAAAGAAGAAAAAAGAAAGAGAGGCUUUAGGUGACAAGGCUCCACCAAAAGAAGUCCCCAAGACGAUAGAAAACCAGAGGGUGUACGACGAAACCAUAGUCGACCCAGAAGAUGAAGAGGUGGCUUUUGAUGAGGGAACAGAUGAAUUUUCUGCCUACUUUAAUGGACUGACAAACCCUAAAGUGCUCAUCACGACAUCAGACAGACCCAGAGGGAGGACGGUGAGGUUUUGCGAGCAGCUGGCCACAGUAAUCCCAAACGCACACGUGUACUACAGAAGAGGUCUGGCCCUGAAGAGGGUCAUUCCCCAGUGCGUCGCCAGGAACUUCACGUACCUCAUGGUGAUCAACGAGGACCGCAAAAUACCCAAUGGUAUGGUUCUCUGUCACCUACCCGACGGGCCGACUGCUCACUUCAAGAUCAGCAGUGUUCGACUACGUAAGGAGCUAAAGAGACGAGGUAAGGAUCCAACUGAACACUCUCCAGAGGUGAUCCUAAACAACUUCUCCACACGUCUGGGCCACAGCAUCGGCCGGCUUUUAGCUGCCCUUUUUCCACAAGACCCUCAGUUUGUUGGCCGGCAGGUCGCCACCUUCCACAACCAGAGAGACUUCAUCUUUUUCAGAUUCCACAGGUACAUCUUCAAGAAUGAGAAGAAAGUUGGCAUUCAGGAGCUGGGACCUCGCUUCACCCUCAAACUCCGCUCUCUACAGAAAGGCACCUUCGACUCAAAGUUCGGCGAGUACGAGUGGGUCCUGAAGCGCCAUGAGAUGGAUGCCUGCAGACGGAAGUUCCAGCUCUGAAUGCAGAACAACCGCCAGCUUUUGCGGUCGGACAAGGCAACCUCAUCUGUUAUCCAACAUCUUCCAGCUGUUUGUGGCUUUACACAAAUGGACUUCAUAGUGGAUGUUGCAGAUUCUUUGUGGACAACUAGUGGCAACAGUUACACUUGUUCUCUCAGCACAAUUACAAAUUUGACAGAGACAACUGGAUUUUUACUCAACUGUGUUGCUACAUAUUCACGUUUUUCCUGAAAAUGACUUUUAUAAACCUGUAUUUCCAGUACUUAUCUAGCUCCACCCUUAAUCUUUUGACAUGUUUUAUGGGCACGUCAGGGCUGAAGGUUCAGCUGAGGAUUGGAGCCUGUAGCCCACACUGGAGACUUUUCUAUCAGCUGGGAGACACCAGAUGGGACAUAAAGGCACUCCACAUGAAUCCUGUGGACUUGAAAACGCUGACCUGCCUGCUUGUGUGUAAAUUGUAUUGACAGAUGUGCAGUUUCUAUCAAUUGUAUCUCUAUGGAUGUAGCCCAAAAUGGAUCUGAAAAUCAGAUUGUGCUCUUCCUAUUCAUCAUAUUGAACAUACAGUUACUAAUAUUGGUCUGUUGAGCAUGCAGACACACAUAUCUGCUGCAUCCUGACCUGUGUAAAUGACAAAAGGAACAGCAACAGUAGCUAAGUAAAUGGUUAGAAUUGUAUCUACAGUGCAGCUGCUUUUGUAUGACAGGAUUUUCAAAAAUGAUUACGGAUGAGUGUCUAAAUGUGUAUAUUCUCAUUUUAAUAAAACAUGGCUGCAAGUUUAAAA
Thunnus maccoyii (southern bluefin tuna) is the source of this 1948-nucleotide messenger RNA. RefSeq names its product ribosome production factor 1 homolog (gene rpf1). The coding region runs from base 103 to 1167 and encodes 354 amino acids. Gene Ontology annotation, molecular function: rRNA primary transcript binding. Gene Ontology annotation, biological process: maturation of 5.8S rRNA; maturation of LSU-rRNA. The record is from RefSeq and is a predicted model, not a curated record. The transcript has 9 exons. Lineage: Eukaryota; Metazoa; Chordata; Actinopteri; Scombriformes; Scombridae. Gene Ontology annotation, cellular component: nucleolus; preribosome, large subunit precursor.